AUGCAAAUUAUUUAAUAAAUUUAUUAGCCAAGGUAUGAAGAAUUUAUUAGUGAUUUUGAUUUUUAAAAUCUAUUGAUUUUAGAAUAGGGAGCAUUUGCUUAAUUGAAAAAAUUGCGAUUCAAAAGUAAAACUCUGCCUUUGGAAAAAUGA
This is a messenger RNA of Paramecium pentaurelia, 150 nucleotides long. The record is from the annotation of a GenBank genome assembly. NCBI's taxonomy places the organism in Eukaryota, Ciliophora, Oligohymenophorea, Peniculida, Parameciidae.